Messenger RNA from Scylla paramamosain (green mud crab), 2319 nucleotides. RefSeq lists its product as uncharacterized. Lineage: Eukaryota; Metazoa; Arthropoda; Malacostraca; Decapoda; Portunidae. Bases 214 to 1773 code for a protein of 519 amino acids. The record is from RefSeq and is a predicted model, not a curated record. The transcript has 7 exons. Gene Ontology annotation, molecular function: metal ion binding.
UUGGUUGCAGUAAACACGUAGCUUGCAGUAAACACUUGGGUAGCGUGUCAUGCCUGCAUGUUGGACUCGCUUUGGGAUUUGUGCGUCGCUCAUCAUGGAGCCGGACCAGUGAAUUGGCCACCGUAGUAGCCCCGAGCACAGCUUCACUUCACCACCACCAGCACUAGCACCACUACAGGCAGUGCCAGCUCCCUCAGCAGGCAACUUGCAGCAAUGAACAACUACACCGAGUGUCACUUGUGCUUCAUCAACUAUGAUAAAAACAGGAAGCGCCGGCCAAGGGCCUUCCCUUGUGGCCACUCGAGUUGCACCUCCUGCAUCACCUCCCUACUGGAACAGGGCACCGAAGGACACCUUACUUGCCCCACAUGUCGCGUCCAGCAUGCCAGCCCUAAAGCCACACACUUCUCCAUCAACCAUGACUUGGCGGGUCUGAUUCAGCAAGUGAGGAGACUUGAAGAGCAGCAGCAGCAGGCCUCAGAGAUCACAGGGAACCAGAAGGCUCCUAACCCUGUGGAUGCAGCGAUUAAAGAACUGUUGGAUUUAUUUGUUUCUUUGCAUUUCAAGUUAAGCACCAUGACAGCACAGAUUGAACAGGCCAAGUCAAAUACAUCACAGGCAAAGCACCAGUCUUUAAAGAACCAGCUGGGUGAGAUGAUGGCAGACAACAACGAGGCCAUUAGGAAGAAGGCAGAGGCCGAGGCCAAGUACCAGGGACUGCUGGACGAGAGCCACACCAUUGCAUCUCACCUGGCGGCCGUGGCGAAUCAGCUGGAGAACAGUGUGUCAGGCAGGGAAAAGAGAGCCAUCCUGAAUGUUGCUUACUCCCAGAUUCGGGAGAUGAAGAGGUGGAUGAAGAGGUCCGAGGAGACAGUUGCAAGCGAUACGACAGCUACCUUCUCCAACACGGUGCUGAAGUCCACACACAACAGAAUCAAGCGCAUGGCAGAGAAUUCUGGUGAUGGUGAGGGCAGUGCUUGUGGUGGUGGUGGUGCAAGUGGUCAAGUUUACUGCAGUCAGGUGACAGCUCUCCUGGAAAGGGUGCAGCACUCCCUGAAACGGCUGGCCACCUGUUCAUUCAUGCUGACACCAGAGAACCUUCGCACCAUGAACGCUGGCAUGAGGCAACUGCUGGAGGAGCAUAAGGUGUUUGGACUCUACAAGGAUUCAAAAGUGCGAUGCUGGUCCUCCCUGACUCUGGAGAAUGGCUGGCUGCACCUCUACCGCCUGCAGUGUCAUCCACCACCUUACCAGUCCUACACCAUCCAGAUGGCUCACUACCUGUGUGCCCCACCCUCAUCCCAGCUGGUGUUCCUGGACCUGGCGUGGCAUGGUAGGGUGCAGGGCCGAGUGUACAUUCAUCUGGAAAUGCGUUUGCCCCUUGCCAAACAGUUCCUGAUGCUGUGCUCCGGCCAGCAGGGGCCCUCCUAUGCUGGCACCUCCCUGCUGUGCGUGAACAAGCGGAACAGCCUGGGGGAAUAUGUGAAAGGCGGGGAUUACAACAACAAUGAUGGCACUGGUGGCGCCUCCCUCCUGCCACACCUGCAGGCCAAGUACAGGCCGUCCAGUGCUCCCGGGGCCGUGUGGGGGCCGUUUAGGUUUGAGGACCCCCGCGUGGCACAGUUUGCCAUCACCACCACCGUUCCCCGCGGCAACUUAGAGCGGGUCUUUGGCAGCGUGGAGUGGGGCAUGGGGGUGGUGCGCGCCGCUGUGAAUGCCAUGAAGAAACACACGGUGACUGUGCGGGAGUGCGGGGUGGUGAUCAGACCUUAGGAAUGGUAUUGAUAACUUGCAAAGUUUGUUGAAGUGUUUAUAUGAGUAUUCUAUCAUUUAGUUACCUGUAUUUCACUUGUGUCUCCAGCCAACACUCUAUUGCCACAAUUUUCUGGUUAGAGUACAAGCAAUUAUAACAAUAAUAAUGAGAUAAAGAAUUUAUUAGUGAAUAUCAAAUUUGCUUCAUGCAGUUAACUUUGCUUCCCUCAGCCACCACACUCUGCCACCAAUAUAAACAGUGCUUCCCUCAGCCACCACACUCUGCCACCAAUAUAAACAGUGCUUCCCUCAGCCACCACACUCUGCCACCAAUAUAAACAGUGCUUCCCUCAGCCACCACACUCUGCCACCAAUAUAUAAGUAGUGGUCAUAAUAACAUGCAAAACUUACUGAAACAUUUAUGUCAAACGUCUAUCAGUGUUAUUAACUCUAGUUUACUUUACAUGUCAUUCUAUUAAGCUUUUUUCUUACCACUAAGAGUAUUAAUAAUAAUAUGAACAAUGUAUUGAAGCAUUUAUAUUAAACUUACUGAUAUUAUUAACUUUA